UCUUACUUCAGCGUCGACGUAACAACAUUGUAAACGACAACAGAAACAAAUAGAAUAAACCUAAUUUCCAUGGAGUUUAUUAGUAUAAUAGCAAAAAGAAGGAUUUCGCUCGGACUAGUGAUUUAAAUCUCCGCUCCUUGAGAGGAAUCUGGCCGUCGCAGGCUUUGCUCUUUGGAAGACGGCUCUUCUUCAUUUUUGUAGCGGGUCGCAACCAACGUUCAGGUGAAUACCGCCACCUGCUGUACCGCGGUGCUUACAAAGGGUACCUGAAGGCAUCAUCGCUCAAAACCGCAGCAGCAGACAUCACUACCCACAAUUCUCUUCUGACGCAUGCGCAAUACGCUCAGCGGCCCUAAAGGCGUUGCUGCUUGCUGCUUUCUGCUGUGCUUUCGAAAGAUGCAUCUCUCUCCAGCAUCAGUACCAGCUCCACCGUGCUAAUUUCUAGAAAUCGGGGGGAACGAUAGGAGAAACCGGCAGUGGUGCUUACGGAACAAGGGUCGCCGGAGUACGGGCCGGCGAGAUGGGAGACCAGAAGGAGUCUCUACGUAAAAUCACCCACACGCUGGCCACCAAGAAUGAGGAGAUUUCCAAUUUUAUCUGCAGUCUCAAACAAAGCCUGGAUAACUUGGAGGCCAACUCUACCAGAGUACAGGAUGACCUUGAGUUGGAGUUCAAUGCCCUCCACACAGUUCUGGAUGAGAUGAAGGAGAACAUGUUGACACGCAUUAAGCAAGAGCGAGCCAGCCGCACGUACGAACUGCAGAAUCAGCUAAGCGCGUGUUCUAAAGCGCUGGAAAGUUCAGAGGAGCUGCUGGAGCUGGCCAAUCAGACACUUUGCUCCUCCCAGACGGACGGCUUCACGCAGGCAGCCAAAGACAUUAAGGAUAGCGUGACAAUGGCUCCGGCCUUCCGCCUCUCCCUGAAGGCCAAGGCCGGCGACAACAUGAGCCACUUGAUGGUGGACUUCAGCCAGGAGAAGGACUUGCUUAAGGGGCUCAAGUUUCUCCCAGUUCCGGCGACACCAGAGAUCCAAGUGUCGGAGUGCCAGGUGUGUGACAACACAGUGACUGUCAUUUGGAGCUUAGCAGAGCCUGACAGCAAAAUAGACCAUUACAUCCUGGAACAUCGGCGGACCAACCACGAGGGCCCACCACGCAUCCGAGAGGACUAUCCUUGGAUGGUGGUGGAGGGGAUAAAGGAGAUGGAACACAUACUGACUGGUCUGCGUUUUGACACUCGUUUCAUGACGUUCAGAGUGAGGGCAUGUAACAAGGCCGUGGCAGGGGACUUCUCUGAGCCUGUUACUCUGGAAACACACGCGUUCACUUUCAAAUUGGACUCUGCGUCAGCCCACCAGAACCUGAAAGUAGAGGAUCUGAGUGUGGAGUGGGACGGCAGUGGAGGAAAGGUUCAGGACAUUCGCAAAGAAAAGACCAGAAUCAGCUCGCCCAUGCAGUCACCAGCCAGGCCAGCCUUGAUGUCGCCUAAGAGAGUACCAACGGUCCGACCCAGCAGAGACCGCUUCACAGCAGAGUCCUACACAGUCCUUGCCGACACCGCCAUCGAUGCUGGCCAGCAAUACUGGGAGGUGCGCUUCGACAAGGAGAGCAAGGCCUUCGCCGUGGGCAUAGCUCUGCGCAACCUCGGACGCUUUGACCAGCUGGGCAAGAGCAGUGCCUCCUGGUGCAUCCACCUGAACAACUGGCUACAGCAGAGUCUCACAGCCAAGCAUAACAAUAAGGCCCGAACACUGGACUGCGCUAUCCCGAGCAGUAUAGGAGUCUUCUGUAAUUAUGAUGAAGGCGUUCUUUCCUUUUUCAACGCCAAAACCAAGCAGCUGAUGCACACCUUCAGGACCAAGUUCCAGCAGCCGGUAAUCCCGGCAUUCAUGGUGUGGAAUGGCAGCUUCUCGGUGGUGACAGGCCUGCAGGUCCCUAGCGUGGUCCAAAGUGGCCAGAGAAAGAAUAGCGGUACCAGCAGCUCCAAUGCCAGCCUCACCUAGAGACCCAGCACUUCUCAGCAUUCACCCCUGCACAGCCAGCUCGACGGGCCCCGCCUUGCGGUCCACAGCGCAACAGCUACAAGGUCAUAAGAUACUGUGCGCUCCUCACACGGGCGGGAGUGUGGCUUCUUGUAUCUUCUCGCAUGUCAAGUUCCGUCCUACGACUUAGCGCUGGCCGCUGCCCUUGUUAAACCCAUUCCCAUCUCCUUCACUGCAGGUCAUAUCUGCUCUCUCCCUGUGCCUUUCUUCUCAUUUCCACUGUUGCGAGAGAGACACUGUCCCAUUUCACUUUAAAUGUUAGUAGCUAAUGUGUCUAUUCGUGUAGCUUAGUGGUCAUUACGCGCCUAUAUGGCUAUUUAACCCAAAUGGAAAAACCUGCUUUUUGCUGCCCAAUACAAUGUACAUGUACAUGUUAUUGGCUUCCCUCCUGUCACUGCUUUACAGGUUGCAAUCUCAACUCGUAUCAAAGACUACUUGAAUCGUGCAUGACACAAGAUGGCUAAAGUCAGAGAGUAGAUGUGCUCUUUUCAGAGUUUCAACUUUUUAAACUGACCUUUUCAUCCUAUUUAUCGUGAAAAAAGUAUUGAGCUGAGAUAUGCUAGGUAGCUAGCUAAAUAACCUUGCUACUAAUCAUUGAUCACCUUAUCAUUUUUAGUAGAAUCAGGAUUUCUUGAAGCUCAUUUUUGCUAGCCGCAUUUUUGAUUUAGGAGUUGACAAGCAAAUACAGUGGAACCUCCAAAAUCGAACACUCCAAAAGUGGGACAAAAGUAGACCUAAAAAGUCAAAUGUUAUUUGACAUCACAUCAACUCUCAUUCCGCUUACUGAGUUAACUUUGUGAUUGUGUUUUACUUGUUUUUAGCUUUUUGUGUUUUGUUUAGCUUACCAGUGAUCAGGAAAAGCUGAUCAAAUGCUGAUAACCAUAGAGCAGGAAAUGGACCUUAAUGUGACAUGAAGUGUAUGGCUCAUCAGUACAGUGUGUAGUAGCGGUAUGGGCAAUACAAUUGUACAAUUACCGUACAUAUGUAUCAUUUCCACACACUAUUUAUACAUGUCUUAUAUUACUAUAUAGAUUAUUAUACAUUACACAACAUUUAAUUCCAAAAGAGUGACUAGUUUUACUUUAUUUUAGUUGUACCUUGUGUCAUUAUGCUAGUGUUUUAUACUUCUAUACUUAAAAAAAGUCCUGUGUACACAAAACCCAAGAAUAAAAUGGAAGGUGGGACGGCAUGAAUGGUUAAGCAUGAUAAAUUAUUUUUUUAAUUAAUUUUAUGAGGGUGACAGUUUGAGCCUUAAGCAAAUUUAUUCCUUUUCCAUAAUUAAUUGAGAAAAACUUGGAAGUCAACCAGCGUGUAUGACUUUGGAGUUUCCACUGUACAAAACAUACUGCACUGUCAAAAUGUACUAGCGCAUGAUCACUCAGCAACCUCCUGAACCCCAUUCUUGCUUUAUUGGUCAUAAAGAAAACAGAGCUUCAUUUUUGUUUGUAUUUCUGUCAUUAACUUCACAGUAGAAUGCGAGCUGUCACUGUUGCCUCCCGAAUAUAACCUCCUUUUAGCCAGUAUGGUUUGACUGACAAGUUAUCUAAUGAACUCUAUCUGUCUGGUUGCUGUCCCACCUGGCUGGAAAACAGCCGAGUUGGAAUGGAUGAAGUGUUGUCAUGUGUACAUGUUUACUUCCUCAUUGCAAUGCCACUUUGUUUGCAACUGGAAAAUACCUGUAGUUGCUCGUAAAGAAGAAGGGAAUCUUUUUGGUUUGUUCACAUGCUAACGAAACGUCACACCCUAGUGUAAUUAAUUCUCAUUAAUCAAUCAAUGGGGUAAUAAAGGAAUGAGAUCACUUUGA
Messenger RNA from Doryrhamphus excisus (bluestripe pipefish), 3845 nucleotides. It is a transcript of the gene fsd1, whose product is annotated as fibronectin type III and SPRY domain containing 1. The record is from RefSeq and is a predicted model, not a curated record. Gene Ontology annotation, cellular component: microtubule. NCBI's taxonomy places the organism in Eukaryota, Metazoa, Chordata, Actinopteri, Syngnathiformes, Syngnathidae. Gene Ontology annotation, biological process: regulation of cell division; regulation of mitotic spindle organization. Gene Ontology annotation, molecular function: microtubule binding.